GUUUAAUUUGAUGUAAGUAACGCUCGCUUUUUGAUUCCAAGGAAGUUUUGAAUCAUAUUCUAGACAGGCUGAUUUUGGAAUUCAAAGUCUUAUCAGCUGUGCUGCUUAGUAAAUGAAAUGAUCAGCCGUGUGUGCUGUGUAACGCGGGUCAGAAGAGGAUAACGUUUGGAUGGAGAAGAUGGACGUUGAACAUGAUGUGGCGGGAAUUGAGGCAGACAACAAGGAACGAUCAUGGCUAAGACGGAUGGGCGAUCGCUUGACCAACAAGUUUAGGAUUCGCAAUCAGCUGGCUAGGGAGUUUUUGGCAGAAUUUCUAGGAACGUUCAUCCUUAUCAUUUUUGGAGAUGGUUCUGUCGCUCAGUUCGUUCUAAGUAAAGGGGAACUUGGAUCCGCCCAUUCCGUUCACUGGUCAUGGGGUGUUGGAGUUAUGAUGGGAAUCUAUGCAUCUGGGGGAGUAUCGGGUGGUCAUAUUAAUCCGUCAGUGACGUUAGCGAUGGCUGUGAUAGGUCGUUUCCCCUGGCACAAGGUCCCAGUUUACAUGAUAGCACAAUACUGCGGGGCAUUCUGUGCUUCUUUCUUCAUUUUCAUCAUUUAUUUAGAUGCACUAGAUCACUUUGACGGCGGGACGCGAAUGGUGGUAGGUAUUAACGGCACUGCCGGAAUCUGGGCCACUUACCCCCAAGAGUUUGUCUCUAUACCUACAGCGCUUGGGGAUCAGAUAUUUGGUACAGCUCUGCUACUGAUCUGUGUAAUGGCGAUCACGGACGAGCGGAACAUGAACCCCAGUAAAGGUCUGGUGCCGAUAUGUGUGGGGCUGUCGGUCUUUGUGAUUGGCAUGACCUACCACUUUAACUGUGGCUAUGCCAUCAACCCAGCCCGAGACUUAGCCCCUCGUUUGUUCACGCUCGCUGCUGGCUGGGGUGACAGUACGUUUACUCACCGUGAUUAUGGAUAUUUCUGGAUUCCGAUUCUGGGUCCUCACAUUGGUGCUAUCAUAGGAUGCGUUCUCUACAUACUAUUUGUUGGUCUGCAUUGGCCUCCAGAAUACGAAGUUACUAGUGACAUUAGAAUGUCCAACAAGGGACAGAACAAAAGCAGAGAAUUUAAAGAUUUGCAGGAGACGUGAGUGUUCACAUAAUUUUAAAAAUGUUGGCAGCACCAGAGAUUAUUUACUACUUACUAGAUUAAGGAACCCUUUAUUAUGUUUAUUUUUAUCCCGUGAUGCGGUAAUAAAUGUCCAUCGAUAUGAAUUAAUAACAUUGUUUAAAUUGUCAUUGUUAUUUCCAAAAUUCUUCGUACAAAUACGUUAGUAUGAGUGCUUUUUGUUACACUUGUAUAUAUCUUGUACAUGUACCCAUAUUCUUCUCAUUGAAGAAGUAUUUCAAUUUUAAUAGAAUAAUAUUUUUUGGAAUAUUUGUGAUAAAAGAUAAAGGAGAAAUGGCAUGGAUAAAAACUUUGUUGGUUCUUUUUAACUGUGUGUAAAGGUUCCUAAAGAGCAAAACGUACAACACCUCCGGGCCACCGCCAUUUUAGAAUAUAUAUGUAUAUUAUUGUAUAGACAACUCUUAUUCUUUUAUAUAAUUUAUGUGAAUUGUAGUCAAUAAAUUUGUUAAACAUA
Molecule: messenger RNA, 1618 nt
Organism: Ostrea edulis (European flat oyster)
Lineage: Eukaryota; Metazoa; Mollusca; Bivalvia; Ostreida; Ostreidae
Product: aquaporin-10-like
Exons: 8
Coding region: 170-1126 (318 amino acids)
Biological process (GO): glycerol transmembrane transport; water transport
Cellular component (GO): basolateral plasma membrane; plasma membrane
Molecular function (GO): water channel activity; glycerol channel activity
Source: RefSeq, a predicted model, not a curated record